CCCUGUUUACGCGCGUUGGCUUGUGGGUAAGACAUGUCUGCUCCCUGUAGGUGAGAAUAUACUCACCUAAAUGUGAUAAUAUUGAGAUACCCAAAGGAUUUCUGGACUUUUAGCGGGGUUUGGUUUCAACAUCAGCUCUGAAGAUGUCGGAGAACACCCAGCAGGAGAGCGCGCCUGGAAACGGGCUCACCAGGGCUGCGAUUGGGGAAAUGUUGAUGAAGAAUUUCGAGAAACUGUCUGACAUUGAUCAGAAACUUUUCUCCUACGGACCCCUGUACCUGGGGGGAAACGCCGGACUCGCAGGGCUGAUCUCCAACAGCUUGUACCGCAGAGCUCUGAACGUGAAGCAGGCCCGGGUCUCCACCAUCCUGCCCAUGGCGGUGCUGCCCUUCCUGACCACAUGCGCCCUGUACAACGCCGUCGUGUCCAACCCGCUGCUGUCCGGAGACCUGAACUGUCCCACCUGCUGCGUGAUGCGAGGUGCGCUGGUCGGACUGGUGGGCGGCGGUCUGUACCCCAUCCUGCUGGCCCUGCCUCUGAACAUCGGCCUCGCAUCCAGGUACUCCACCGCCCCGCUGCCGGAGAAGGGAAACCUGCUGCGCUUCAGCGUGGACGUGUCCCGGCCGGUGCUGAGGAGGAUGAGGGCGGUGAUGCUGCUGCAGGCCUUCUUCGGCACCUACCUGGGCUCCAAGCACUUCGACAUUUACACCAAACUUGUCCGGAUCGCAAUUGGCCCAGGAGAGCAGUUAAAUGACUAAAAUGCACUGAACUGAUAUGUUUUUCUGCGUUGACGUAAAGCUGAUUCCCAGUUUCACAGUGAAAUCUGCCUGUGAAAACCUGUUUCCACGUGGAUAAAAUUAAAUGUUGGUUAUCUUUCUGA
Molecule: messenger RNA, 880 nt
Organism: Amphiprion ocellaris (clown anemonefish)
Lineage: Eukaryota; Metazoa; Chordata; Actinopteri; Pomacentridae
Gene: tmem126a
Product: transmembrane protein 126A
Exons: 1
Coding region: 144-758 (204 amino acids)
Biological process (GO): mitochondrial respiratory chain complex I assembly
Cellular component (GO): mitochondrion
Source: RefSeq, a predicted model, not a curated record